CCAAGAAGGAGCAAAAAAUAGAGAAAGAAAAAUGGCAAAAUCCUCUGAAUUCGUCCUCCUUUUCUUCUUGAUCUGUAUUUCGUCCUCCCUCAGCUUCGCCUACGGCAAAAACGCUACUGACCCGAGUAAGUUCAUUGUCGUAGGCCGUGUUUACUGCGACACUUGCCGUGUCGAAUUCGAGACCAAACUCAGCCAACCCAUAAGUGGUGCAACUGUGGUGCUGGACUGCAAGAACCGAAUCGACGGAUCGUACACGUACCGCAGUCUGUUAAUGUUAACCGAUAAUAACGGAUACUACAAAAUCGAAGUGGAAGGUAAUUACGAGGAUUCUGACUGCGACGUCUCCCUGGUGAAGAGUCCUCGGCCGGAUUGCAACGAACCGACCGAAGUGUGGAGGAAAGCCAGGGUGGUCCUCACCACCGACGACGGCGUUAGCAGCGAAAUUCGCUUUGCCAACAAUCUUGGGUUCAAGAUGAAGGAAGCUCUCCCUGAGUGCAAACAAGUUCUUACGGAGAUGGGCUAUUAUGAACUUAGGGAUGAAGUUGGAAACGAUAAAUACUUCCCUUGAACACAGGGCUAUUAAAAACUUUAAUAUUAUGU
Molecule: messenger RNA, 600 nt
Organism: Hibiscus syriacus
Lineage: Eukaryota; Viridiplantae; Streptophyta; Magnoliopsida; Malvales; Malvaceae
Product: anther-specific protein LAT52-like
Exons: 2
Coding region: 32-568 (178 amino acids)
Source: RefSeq, a predicted model, not a curated record